AUGAGUGGUAUGAUAAAAUCAUACCAACGCCUCUCAAAUCCAGAGCAUAACCAAAGGAAACAAAUUCCUUAUUUUGGUUUUGAAUUGUUUAAAAAACAACUUGAUGAAAAAGUAAAAAGGCUUAGAAAAGAAAAACAAUCCGGUGACGUCAAACUUGUUGUUAAGCAAAUAAUUGGAAUUCUGACUAAAAAACGUCAUAGAAGAGGGCCCUCCAAACACUUUGAAGUUGCAAGAGAUGAUUAUGAAAAUCGAUUAAGUAAAGCAAUUACCAAUAAUGAAAAAUUGCUUUUAGCUUUACCAUCCUUUCCCGUUAAAUGCUGGAAUCCACUUAAAGUUGAAAGGAGAAUGCCUGAUCUUGCUGAACUAAACUGUUUAGGUCGUCUAUACUUAUUGUGCAAGGAAAUAGAAUCAAUUUAUGAACCAGGAGCAAAAGUAAUUUUAAUUGCCGACGGACCAAUUUAUGCAGACAUUUUUAACGAGCCUUUGAAUCUAAUUUCAAAAUAUUCAACUGAAUUUGCCGAGGCUAAAAAAAUUUCGACGAUACAAGUCGAAACUUUUUGGCGUGAAAAUCCUGAUAAUAAACAUAGAAAGAUGUUAUUGGAGAAUACUAUGACCAAUAUUAACGUGGCAACAUAUUCAAAGGAUUUGCUACGUUCUAUAUUUUUUGAUACCAAAUACAAUCGAGAUAUUUCAGAAUUAAAAAUGGUUAAAGAUGAGAUUACCAAGCAAACCGAAGUUAGUGCUUUGAAGUAUGCGAUAUUACUUCAGGCCAUUAACUCUAUGGAACUUGUAAAAAAAUGUUAUCCAGGCUGUAUAAGGGUUACAUGCCACCCCAAACCGGGGCAAUUAGGUUUACAUUUAGUAUCUCCAAAAAGUUGUUUUAAUUUUCCUUGGAAUGGAGUAGGAGUUAAAAAGAAAAAUGGUGAGAUAAGCGUCUCCCUUGAGGAUGAAGUGCGAAGAGACCAAAGAUAUGUUGCUGUUUAUAUAGAAGGGGAAGAGUUCCCCUUCUAUUAUGAAGAACAAUAA
Molecule: messenger RNA, 1026 nt
Organism: Dentiscutata heterogama
Lineage: Eukaryota; Fungi; Glomeromycota; Glomeromycetes; Diversisporales; Gigasporaceae
Source: the annotation of a GenBank genome assembly